Messenger RNA from Xyrauchen texanus (razorback sucker), 4096 nucleotides. Its product is annotated as hepatic leukemia factor-like. The transcript is spliced from 4 exons. The coding region runs from base 244 to 1104 and encodes 286 amino acids. The record is from RefSeq and is a predicted model, not a curated record. Gene Ontology annotation, molecular function: DNA-binding transcription factor activity, RNA polymerase II-specific; RNA polymerase II cis-regulatory region sequence-specific DNA binding. Gene Ontology annotation, biological process: regulation of transcription by RNA polymerase II. Lineage: Eukaryota; Metazoa; Chordata; Actinopteri; Cypriniformes; Catostomidae. Gene Ontology annotation, cellular component: nucleus.
GUCACGGGCGUCAGUCCUCGCACAUGGAAAUGCGAAUCAGCCGCGCUUUUGCGCUCGAGCCAGCCAGCCAAACUCACGGACGCGCGAGACCCGCCGCCGCUGCUGCUCAUCGGUGCCUGCGCACGGGCUGAGGACACUAUCCCCGCGGGUCAUUGAAGGAUUUUGACAUCUUUAUAAAUCGGCUGUUUUCCUUUAAAGUUCUCCAGGAUAAUUGUUUAAUUUUUUUUUCUUUUCUUUUACGCGAUGGAUAAGAUGUCUCGACCUCUUCUUAUAAACUCAACAUUCUUACCUCCUACCCACGGCGUCCUAAAAUCCCUGCUGGAAAACCCCAUGAAGCUGCCCUUUCACCACGAUGAAGGUUUUGGGAAAGAAAAGGAGAAGAAAUUGGAAGAGGAUGGAAACGGCGUCAACACCCCCCAGUCCGCCUUCUUGGGGCCGACUCUGUGGGAUAAGACCCUGUCGUACGAUGGCGAUAACUUCCAACUGGAGUACAUGGAUUUAGAGGAGUUUCUGUCGGAGAACGGAAUUCCUGCCAACACUCAGAGCGAGAAGAACCAACCUUCCCAGCAGACCCCAUCGGCCCCGGCAGCACCCUCUGUGGUGGAUCUCAGUAACCGGGCAACCACAUCGGUUCACUCCGGGAUAGUCGCCAGGAACUGCCCAAACAGACCAGCUGUUUCCACUUCACGUGACACACCCAGUCCGAUAGAUCCAGACUCGAUCCAGGUUCCGGUUGGGUAUGAGCCCGACCCUGCUGACCUCGCCCUCUCCAGCGUACCGGGUCAAGAGAUCUUCGACCCUCGCAAGCGCAAAUUCAGCGCAGAGGAGCUAAAACCACAGCCCAUGAUCAAGAAGGCACGCAAGGUCUUCAUUCCAGAAGACUUGAAGGACGACAAAUACUGGGCCAGGCGCAGAAAGAACAAUUUCGCAGCCAAACGCUCGCGGGACGCACGCCGGCUGAAAGAGAACCAGAUCGCCAUCCGCGCGGGAUUCCUGGAGAAAGAGAAUGCGGCACUCAGACAGGAAGUGGCCGAACUGCGGAAGGAGCUCGGCCGCUGUAAGAACAUUAUGGCCAAAUACGAGGUGCGACACGGGCCUCUGUAAACCCCGCCCCCCCCACCCUGAAAAAACCCCGCCCACUCCCUACAAACAGCCCCGCCCACCACAACUCUCCAGGGACUUCUGUGAGCCUCAUUAAGCGGCGCCAAUUUCUCUUUUUCACCUCUUUCUCUCUCUUUCUCUAUGAAACCUGUUUUGAUCUCAUCACGUUGAACACUUUGCCGAUUUAUUUUUAAUUUGUGCAUUAGAGUCUGUCUUCUUCCUCUCUUUUAUGUGUUUGUUCCUUCACCAACGAUGGAUCAUGUUUUUUUCUUUCCGUAAACGAUUCUACAUGUCAUUUUAUACACCUGUAAUAUGGACAGAGAACUGAUGAAUAUUCUCCCUGCAAUUCACCCUCGUGGCUGUCAAUCAUGCCUCGUUUUCCAGAGGCCCCACCCACUUCUUGUCACUCGCGCUUUCUCCUUCAAUUGACAGGUUUUUUGUUUAUAUUAACGUAUUUGUAGUGGAACAGCUGUACGCAUCUUUGCUGUUCUUUCUGUCAAGUGUGUAUAACACUAGCUAGUGUCGUCGGUUACUUGUCAAUAGUUUCGUUUUUAAACAAACACCAGCGUUGUUUUUCGUCUUACCGCAUUGUCCAUGGAGCAAUAAGCCUAAUUCUCUUCAGAGUGCAACAAUGUAUGAAAUUUAAGCUAGAUUAUUUUCCUCUAAAUUUUCUGUGUCGGAAAAGCCUGUUUCAUACCGCCAACGUGUACGUGCGGAUCCGCGUGACGUGAGAUGCACUUAACGUCAUUUUUGCUGUAGUGCGGAAACUUUCCCUCCAAAACGCUGAGCCCAUUUUGUCUUUCUCUUGCUCUAACCCCCUGCACUAAUGCGUGUUUCACAAUCUGACCAGGUGCAAUGUUUCUACUGUACCUACAGUAAUCUGCCGGAUAUAUUUAUGGACCGUUUGUUUUUGUUUUCUGAAAUAUUCAGCUGUUAAUAGCUACUAUUGUUAGAGCUGUUCUUAUUGUUAUGGCUGUAUAGUGAUUUUCCUGAUCAUUUAUUGUUUUACUGGAUAUUUCAGCAUGAAUAUUGUUUCAGAGUUGUGGCCUCGAGCUAAUUGUAAAUGGGUAAUAUUCUUCUCUUUUAGUUUUUAAGAAUGGAUGAUUAAAUCUGUCCAUGUUUUUCUUUAUUUUACGUCUUUAUUUUAUACCCAGGCAUGUUUUAGAACAUUUUAUUUUCACCAUUUGUUUUUAAGUACAAAUAUAUAUUUGUAGUGAUUUUCUUUCUUUUCGUUUUUGCUUGCCCCCCUCUUCUCUUUGUAGAUUUACGUGUUCAGCUGUAUGACUGUAAUGAAUGUGUUUUAAGAGGUUUUGAGGUGUUUGAUUAGCAGGAUGGUGUUGUCUCAAAUGCUGUGGUUGAAACCCAAUCAGUUUGUUUACUGCAGACCAAAAGAUUCAGCACACAGAAGAUUUAUUGAUAAAAGAUUUAUUGAUAUAUAUAUAUAUAUAUAUAUGAAAACUAUUCUAUAUGUUGCUUUUUUGUACAGUAUUUUUUCCUAUAUAAUACUGUCUGAAUAUUUUCAAGACACAACACAUACAUUGUAGUACAAGAGAUAGGAUUUAAAUAUAUGAUAGCGUUAAUAUAGAUAUAUAUCUAUUAUACAGAACUAUGUGACAUAGUGUUUUGAUAUAUAAUAUGAUGUGUAUAACAUCGUCCACUUAUCUGGGCAUUAAAAACCUUCUGCAUCCUCGCAAAUAGCCUUUAGUGUUCUGUCUCGGGAAACAUUGGCAACCAGACCUCACAAUAAAAUCAAUAUAUAUACAUACAUACGGUAUAUAGGCCUAUAAGGUUUCUGUACAUUCAUAUAGUUUCUCCAAAUGGUAGGAGCUGCAAUACCUCCAUUGACCACAAGAGUCAGUAUAACUCACACUCAAUGUUUUUAAUGAGCUCUGGCUUAGCAGUAUUGCUAUUGGUUCUUUGGAUGGAAAUCUAAAGGCUAUGCUUUCUAUACAUUCUCGUGUCCCUUUUUACCGCAGUAGAGUGUUGUUAAAAGAUAUUUUAGAAAGGCAGCUCCUUGAGCUUUGCUUGAAUGUUAAAAGUCUUGUUGUCAAUGGAGUCACUAGCUACGUUCGGAAUAGCAUACUAGCAUACCACUUGCACUUUAUCUGCAGGAUAUUGUCGGUACUGCGCACUGUAAAUUUGAUCGAAAACCCGGAUGUUGAGGGUUAAAAGUUGAGAUAUUAAAUUAAAAUCACAACUUAACCAUUUUAUUUACAUAGUGAAGCCACGUGGCUACCAUGGUGUAUACUAUUUUUUAAAACGUCCCAGUUACAAUUGUUUUUAAAUAAUAUGUUGAAUACUGUAUAGCUCAGCAUUCGGCAAGUAGUAAGCUACUAUUCUGUUCUGAACAGCCACCCAAUAUGGUUUCCUGAACAUACCAAGUUACUUCAAAAGUUCCCACUGAAGUGCAGUAGUUACCACAGAUAUUGUUACUACAGUAAAAUGUGAAUAUAUUAAUAUGUGGUGUCCUUCAGAGUCGUUUUAGUUAACUCAGUUUUACUGGAGUAACCAAAACUGGCAUUUUUGGUGGAACUAUGGUAACUAUGUAAGGGCCCUUUAAGAUGAGUAAAGCUGAAGUAUUUCCUCUGGUCUGAGAUCAGUUUUGCUCUGUCUGUUGUAAUUGAUAAAACAGGGUUUUAGGCAGGGCAGCUGAUCUUAGAUCAGCACAUUUCGAUUCAUCGCUGUUCGACCGGUGACUUCACUGUCAACAAUAAAAGUCCUUAUCUGCUCUAGUUCAGGCCAAAGUUAGCAUGCACAUAUUUGUGUAUUUGUUGAGGAUAGUUUUGGGCAGAAAUGGUGCUGUUUUGUUUGUUGUUCUGUUUUCUUUUUAAUUUCCCAUUAUUUGUUUGUUUGUCACAUAAAUGCAGAUAUGAAGACUGUAGCGUGAGCUGCGUCUGUAUAAAGCCCUGUGUAGUUCACAUGCUGACUGUUUUCCAUCUGUACAAAACUCAAAUAAAUCCAGGAUUAAGCCAAACCACUUCUUGUGUAUAAUGAC